Messenger RNA from Anneissia japonica, 672 nucleotides. Its product is annotated as THAP domain-containing protein 1-like. The record is from RefSeq and is a predicted model, not a curated record. The transcript is spliced from 3 exons. Lineage: Eukaryota; Metazoa; Echinodermata; Crinoidea; Comatulida; Comatulidae. Bases 1 to 672 code for a protein of 223 amino acids. Gene Ontology annotation, molecular function: sequence-specific DNA binding.
AUGCCAAACCGGUGUAUGGUGUUUGGAUGUCACAACACGCGCAAAAACAACAAGGACGUGACAUAUCAUCGGCUACCUCUUAAAAAACAAGAAACAGAAAUACUGAAAAAAUGGCUUCAAGCUCUAAAACUGGAAAAUCCUCCAGUCAACGAACAUUCUGCUGUCUGUUCCCUUCAUUUUGAGGCGUCCUGUUUUAAGCCGUACGGAAACAAAGGGCUAAUGACUUUAAAAGACGACGCAAUUCCUACCCUCCAUUUAACAGAUGGAUAUGCCCAGUCCGAAGCUUACAAGAAAAGCAAGGAUAGAUCUGGUUCCACCACCACCACUACAGCUAUGCAAACUGAUGAGAGUGAGCCAUCAGCUUCUUCAGGUUUAUUAUUCGAACCAAUUAGUACAUCAACACCUACAAAGUUGCCCAGGCUGGAGGAGGACGAUGUAAAUUUGCCUUCAACAUUAAAGCGAGCAAGAUUGCAUACUCCCUUUGAUGAUCUGGACACAUCAAAAGAAAGUCAAAGUACUGUAAUAGGUGGUAAAGAUUUAUCUUUUGUAAUUGGCUCUAGCAGCAGCAGCUCUGCUGAAGAUGAGGAUGGUAAUGAUAACGAUGCUGGUAAAUGUUUAAGGUCAAAUGUCAACUGCUCCUGGUACUACAGUAUUUGGCUAGAUGAUACCUGA